This is a messenger RNA of Quercus lobata, 1239 nucleotides long. RefSeq lists its product as uncharacterized. Lineage: Eukaryota; Viridiplantae; Streptophyta; Magnoliopsida; Fagales; Fagaceae. The record is from RefSeq and is a predicted model, not a curated record. The coding region runs from base 1 to 1239 and encodes 412 amino acids. The transcript is spliced from 2 exons.
AUGUCGAAUGAAACUGUGCCUGUUGCUACCUCUAUUAUUGUUCCUGUUAAUCAUGGAGAAAAGCCAGAGAAAUUCAAUGGUAUUGAGUUUAAGAGAUGGCAACAAAAAAUACUGUUCUAUCUCACAACUUUGAAUUUGGCAAAAUUCUUUAAUGAGAAUGCUCCAAAACUCAAGGAAAAUGAGACAGAUAGGCAAGUGGUUGCUGUUGUGGAAGCAUGGAAACAUGUUGACUUCCUUUGCAAAAACUAUAUUUUGAAUGAGUUGGAUAACACAUUGUACCGUGUUUAUAGUUCAAUCAAGACAGUAAAAGAGUUGUGGGACUCCUUGGAAAAGAAAUACAAGACAGAAGAUGCUGGAACUAAAAAGUUCAUUGUGGGCAAACUUCUGGAUUACAAAAUGGUGGAUUCCAAAACUGUGCUUAGUCAAGUGCAAGAGUUACAGGUAAUCUUACAUGAAAUACAUGCUGAGGGUAUGUCUGUAAGUGAGUCUUUUCAAGUGGCUGCUAUCAUUGAGAAAUUGCCUCCAUCUUGGAAAGAUUUCAAAAAUUACCUGAAGCAUAAGCGUAAGGAGAUGCGGCUAGAAGACUUGAUUGUAAGAUUGAGAAUUGAGGAAGACAAUCGUUCUUCAAAAAGAGCCGUAGGGAAUCACUACAUGGAAUCUAAAGCAAACAUUGUGGAGCAUAAUAAGAAUAAGAGAAAGUACUCUGGUGAAAGCUCAAAGCAAGGAACUAGUGGGAUAGGACAUCGUGCUAAGGAUUGCCAUAAGCGUCAAGAUCAAGGGACCAAGAAAGGCUCUCAAGCCAACAUUACUGAAGUGGAAAAUCUUUCUAAAGAUGUGGAUGAUAUUGACCUUUCUGCAGUGAUUUCUGAAGUGAACUUGGUAGGAGAUAUACCAAGGAAUGGUGGAUGGACACUGGGUCUACUAUGUAUAGAUCAGAAUCUGUUUUCUUCUUACCAUCCUGCGAACAAUGGAGAAGAGAUAUUCAUGAGGAAUUCCUCAACCUCUAAGGUUGUAGGAAAAGGAAAGGUAAUAUUGAAGAUGACUUCAGGCAAGAAACUUACUCUGAAUGAAGUGCUACAUGUGUUAGAUAUUCGUAAGAAUCUUGUUUCUUGCUCACUGUUGAGUAAGAAUGGUUUCAAAUUGGUCUUUGAAUCUGACAAGUUUGUGCUCACAAAGAAUGGCGUGUACGUGGGAAAGGGUUAUAUGAGCAACGGGCUAUUCAAAAUUAAUAUAGAGUGA